UGCACUGAGGCAUUGCAUCCAAAGAGGAAACAUGACGUUUUUCAGUCUGUGUGUUUUAUUAUCACUGGCGGUCACAGCUUACUGUGUUCCAACAACGGCAGUUACUUUACAAGAUGAAGAUUUUGCACAGAACUACCUGAAGAACUUCUUCAACCUGACGGAGGAUCAGGGUCCAUCCAUCAGACGAGGGAUCAGCCCGGUGACCAAGAAGCUGAGCGAGAUGCAGCGGUUCUUCGGUCUCAGGAUCACGGGGACGUUGGAUGCCGACACUCUGGAGUUGAUGAAGAAGCCCCGCUGUGGCGUUCCUGACGGCAACAUCGCCCGAUACUCCACAUUUGGACGAGACUUCAAAUGGAACAAACACAGUCUCUCCUACAGGAUUGAGAAUUACACACCUGACAUGUCCAGGUCUGAGGUCGACAGCUCUAUAGACAAAGCUCUGCAGGUUUGGGCCAAAGUUACUCCUCUGAGGUUCACAAAGAUCUCCAGCGGCACUGCAGACAUUAUGAUCUCCUUCGGUCGCCGAUCACAUAAUGACUAUUACCCGUUCGAUGGACCCGGUGGGACCCUCGCCCACGCCUUCGCUCCAUCUCCUGGAAUCGGAGGAGACGCUCAUUUUGAUGAAGAUGAGAGAUUCACCUUCCGCUCAAACAGAGGUUUCGUCCUCUUCAUGGUCGCCGCCCAUGAGUUCGGUCACUCUCUGGGUUUGUCCCACUCGGAUGAUCCCGGUGCUCUCAUGUAUCCCACGUACUCAUACCGGAACCCCGACACCUUCACUCUGCCCCGGGACGACAUUAAGGGCAUCCAGGCUCUUUAUGGUCCAAAUCCCACCCAGGCCCCUGAUGACCCUGGAACCCAACCCCCCGCCACCCCCGACGCCUGUGACUCCACCAUGGUUCUGGACGCCGUCACCACUCUGCGAGGAGAAAUGCUCUUCUUCAAGGACAGUUUCUUCUGGCGUAGCAACCCCCAGAGCAACACAUAUCAGCAGAGCCUCAUCACUAGAUUCUGGCCCAAUGCACCGACCAAAAUCGACGCUGCUUAUGAAAGCCGGCAAUCAGACAGAGUGUAUUUAUUUAAAGAUCGCAGGGUGUGGGCUUACUCUGGAUAUGAUCUUGUCGACGGCUUUCCUAAAAAAUUCACCCGCCACGGUCUCCCCAGAUGGAUGAGGAGAAUCGAUGCUGCUUUCCAUGAUGUGGACUCUGACAGGACGCUGCUCUUUAUGGGCGACUAUUACGUGAUAUAUGAUGAGGCCAAACAGAGAACAGAGGGAUACGGACGGGUCGACGGGAAAUUCUCAGGUCUGAACGGGAAGGUGACAGCAGCGUUCCAGUACAAAGGUUUCACCUACAUCUACAGCGGACCGUACAUGUUCGAGUACGACUAUCGGAGCGGCAGAUUGUUCCGAGUUCUGAGGAACGGAUACUUCCUGCGCUGCACGAACCAAUAAACCACAAGAAAUACAAGAAAUUAGACAGAAGAACACGUCAGGUUUUUCUAUUUCUAAUGAAUCAGUUUAGCAUUAAUCAAUAAACAGAGCACAGGAGUAUGAACAAACAUAAUUGUAUACAUUUUCAUGUCUGUUCUGUUGAAUGUACAUAUAAUAUGGAAUUCACACUUUAUGAAAUUCACAGUAUAAACUUGUUUCUGCUGUAAAGAACCAUCUACUCACGACAUUUAGAGAAUAUUAUUCUGAUGCUGCUGGUUUAUUAAUCUUAUAUAACUGAUUUGUAGAGUCAAAUGCAAAUAAUUAGCACAUUGAAAAUACACUAAUCAUCCUAUUUAUUUAUAAUUUGAAUGAGUACAAAACACAUUAUCUGAUAAGUGUACAGUAAAAGAUGGGCUAGAAAACGCACAAAUAAAUAAAAGGUUCUUUAACAUGAACUAAAAUAUCCAGAGAAUGUAUUUGAAUUGUUUUGGGAGUUUGUUUUCUUUCAUUUUUUGCUGGUUAAACCUGUAGUUGUGUUUUUAUUCGGGGUAAACCAGGAUAUCUAUUCUGUACUGUUUCAUAUGCAUGUGAAAGUGUUACAGGUGUCAAAACUGACGAAAGCCUUGCAAAUAAAAUUACUCUCAAACAU
Sphaeramia orbicularis (orbiculate cardinalfish) is the source of this 2078-nucleotide messenger RNA. RefSeq names its product collagenase 3-like. Gene Ontology annotation, cellular component: extracellular matrix. Gene Ontology annotation, molecular function: metalloendopeptidase activity; zinc ion binding. The transcript is spliced from 9 exons. Gene Ontology annotation, biological process: collagen catabolic process; extracellular matrix organization; proteolysis. Bases 32 to 1450 code for a protein of 472 amino acids. NCBI's taxonomy places the organism in Eukaryota, Metazoa, Chordata, Actinopteri, Kurtiformes, Apogonidae. The record is from RefSeq and is a predicted model, not a curated record.